UUUCCAGAUAUCAGUCAAGAAUCUGAUUCUCCAUUUGUUUUCAUCUGCAAAAAUCCUCAGGAAAUGAUUGUGAAGUUUCCUAUUAAAGGAAAUCCUAAAAUCUGGAAACUGGAUUCCAAGAUCCAUCAAGGAGCAAAGAAGGGGUUAAUGAAGCAGAAUAAAGCUGUCUAACCCAGGAGAAGAGGGACUAUGCAGCAUAAUGGAAUUUUGUGUAAUAAAAUUGGUAUCAACUGGUCCUUCGGAAUUGAAGCAUUAGAAAUCUUACGGCUUGGCAUCAGGCUUAAGUCUGUCAGAAUUUAAACUCUUUCCAAAAUCUGUAUAUUUUUCUUAAAGGAUGGGAUUCUUUAUGUAGUGGUCAAACUUUGAAUACAUUAUUUAUAAAAACUUACUUUAAAAAUUCUA
Molecule: messenger RNA, 402 nt
Organism: Castor canadensis (American beaver)
Lineage: Eukaryota; Metazoa; Chordata; Mammalia; Rodentia; Castoridae
Source: RefSeq, a predicted model, not a curated record